UCACGUGAUUGCACGACCGUGAGGAACCGGUCCACCGCGUGGAUUUUGCGUGUGCCGCGGAGAGUGACACCCUGUAGCGCUACUCUUUCGCGCGGUCUCUUCCUUUCCCGUCAUGGCCACCACCUUUUGUGCACUUGCGGCGAGAGAAGAAGAAGAAACAAGGGCGCGCCUCAGUUUCGUCCGAUAAAGCUCGAGUGAAGCGGGCUGGCUGCGCUUAACUUUGGCAGCUCUUGGUGCUCCCACCGCUGGGUUUUUUUACGUGGAAGCAGAUUCUGCAACUGUCACAAUGAUGGCAUGAUUCUGACGUCAUUCUAGUGUAUAGCGGGCUCGCGGUCCAACGUGACGGUGCGAGAACUGCUCAACCUGGAGUAAAAGAGAGCGAGAGCACAACGCCAGCGGGUCUCUGUCGGGCGCAUCAGCAUGAAGGGUCGGCAGCUGGUAAUGAAGAUUUAGGCACCCUUCAAAAUGGGAGCCACCAUUGAAGACGCUCCCGAAGCGCUGCCGACGCCCGGCCACCGGAAGGUGCUCGGCCUGGUGUGGCGCACCGUGCGCGAGGCGCUGUUCCUGCUCGAAGUGGGCACGCUGUGCGUGCUCGCUCUGUUCGUACGCAAAGGCGUGUGCCGUUCGAAGGCAAGCAUGGAGGGCAAGACUGUCAUCGUCACGGGUGCCAACGCAGGCAUCGGCAAGGCCACAGCUAUGGACCUGGCAACGAGAAAGGCGCGCGUCAUCAUCGCCUGCCGAAACAUCGACAGGGCCAAACGUGCCGCCCAGGAGAUUUUCGACGCCACGGGGCAGUUGGUCGUGGUCAAGCAGCUCGACCUUGCGUCGUUCAAAUCCGUGAACGACUUUUGCGAUGACAUACUGAAGACGGAGUCGCGCCUCGACGUGCUCAUCAACAAUGCUGGCAUCGUUACAGAAUCCAAAGCAGUCAAGCUAACUGAAGACGGCUACGAAUUGUGCUACCAGUCAAACUACCUCAGUCACUACUUGCUAACAAUGAGGCUCCUAGGGCUGCUGCGCAGGAGUGCCCCGAGCCGGGUGGUCAACGUCUCGUCGGCCAUGCACCACCUGGGCACGCUGAGCAACCCCGACAAGCUGGCGCGCGGCUUGACACCCGUGCGGCACCCGACCGCCUCGUACGCCUGCAGCAAGCUCGCCCAGGUCGCAUUCACCCGCUCACUCGCGCACAAGCUGCGCCACACCGGCGUCACAGUGAAUGCUCUGCACCCUGGUGAUGUGAAGACAAACAUCGCGACCAACUCACCCGGGGGUCUCUUUUUCGGCUUCCUUUUGGCUCUUGGAGGAAAGACCGCCGAGGAAGGAGCCCAGACGUCCAUCUACUUGGCCGUUGAGCCCAAGAUGACCAAGGAGACCGGUCGCUAUUACUCGGACUGCCAGCGAGCGUGGAUAAGCAGGCAGGCGGCCGACCGGAGGCGAUGCGAGCGCUUCUUCUGGGAUUCUGCGCGCCUGGUGCGGCUCGACGAGGCAGAAGUCAAGGCUCUCGUGGAAAAAUAAUAAAAGCCGUUAUGGAGGCAGUCGGA
This is a messenger RNA of Dermacentor silvarum, 1541 nucleotides long. Its product is annotated as retinol dehydrogenase 12. The record is from RefSeq and is a predicted model, not a curated record. The transcript is spliced from 7 exons. Lineage: Eukaryota; Metazoa; Arthropoda; Arachnida; Ixodida; Ixodidae. The coding region runs from base 466 to 1515 and encodes 349 amino acids.